Pseudogymnoascus verrucosus is the source of this 2635-nucleotide messenger RNA. RefSeq lists its product as uncharacterized. Gene Ontology annotation, biological process: regulation of DNA-templated transcription; DNA-templated transcription. Gene Ontology annotation, molecular function: DNA binding; DNA-binding transcription factor activity, RNA polymerase II-specific; zinc ion binding. Gene Ontology annotation, cellular component: nucleus. NCBI's taxonomy places the organism in Eukaryota, Fungi, Ascomycota, Leotiomycetes, Thelebolales, Thelebolaceae. The transcript has 6 exons. Bases 134 to 2338 code for a protein of 734 amino acids. The record is from RefSeq and is a predicted model, not a curated record.
CAUUUCGCAUCUGGUGAUCAGAAACGCUGUUCUUCAUGCGAAAUACCUAUCUAUUAUGGAGAAAUGAACAGAAUACACUGCUUAUGUUUAUCUUCGGCGUGUAACGGCUUUAUAUCACCCUUGAAAAGAUCCGAUGCCUACUCCACCCAACGAUGACGCUCGGCCCAGUCGUAUUCGCACACAACCGCAAAAACGCAUUUCGAAGGCCUGCUUGAGAUGCCGUCAACGAAAGUCCAAAUGUAACCUAGACGGACAUGGACCUGCCGGAGCACUUCCUUGCCAGCGAUGCGUACGGGAUGGAGUCGAAUGCAUACUCGGAAGCUCGAAUCGAGGCGGACGCCGAAUACGAAGAUCAAAAGCCAUCCCAGAAGCCACUUCCCCAGCCCAAAGUAACGCACACGAAACCUCUCCUCAUGCCCCGAACUCGGAAAUAUACGAACAGAGCUACUUGGGGCAGACUCCGUCGACUUCGGGUUAUAAUAACCCGCAGCAGCAGCAGCAACGACAACAACAACAUGGGAUAAAUGAAAGCCUACAUUCGCCGAGCUCCAAUAUGGCAGCCGCGAUAGAAGAUACAUUUGCAUCUACAAACCUUCAUAACACCUCCGAGGCCCUCAACUUCUUGAGCCAAGCUGCAGAGAAUGCGGCAGCAGCACAAAUGUCCGAGGAUUCUGCUGCUCAGAACCACCAACGAGUACCAUAUCAAGACUACACUUUUCAAUCUGACGGUGGCGGCAAUAUUGGACAUGAAUUGCCCAGAACUCAGCACACAGCAAGCAUGAACCUCAUUCCUUAUCACUUAGUUACCAUGCAGUUACUUAGCCAAGAUCAAAUUAUUGACUUGGUUGGCAGAUUUGCGACUUUGUAUCAUCCAUAUCUCCCGAUUACUCCCAAAAGAUCGCUCAACACUGCUUUUCUAGCAGAUACGGCGCAACAUGAACCGCAUCUGUUGACGGCAAUGAUCACUAUCGCUGCAAAGGAUCUACCAGGUGACACGAAGAUCUUUGAGAUUUGCUCGAAGUAUAUGAACCAGCUUGUAGCCGAACUUUCCGUGGGGAAAAAAUGCGACGUCGAAGCAGUCGAAGCAUUAUUGUUGCUAGCUGAGUGGGAGCCUCAAAGCGCCCUGUCUGAUGUCAAGGAAGUUGGCUGUGGAGAAGAGGACUUGGCGGCUUGGAUGCAUGUUGGCUUAGCCCUUCGAAUAGGUUACUAUUUGAGGUUGGAUAGGACAUCUUUUAAGAAUGACGACGAAGAGCGAAUGGUUCAUUAUAAUCGUCGUAGGUUGGCUUGGGCUGCAUGCUACAUUUCAGACCGACAAAUUUCAGUACGAAUUGGACGAGCAUUUUGGUCUCGAGGGCCUGGCCCUGUUUCUGGCCCAGGUAGACAUCCAACUCUGCAGCCUGAAUCGGCAACAGAUGAAGAUCAUGCUAGUAUUUUCCAAGCUAUGCUUGAGCUAAUCCAACUUUUCGGAAACGUCCACGACGUAUUGUAUUCAGGUAUGGGCAGCAGCGUGAAGAUGAUGCUAGUGGGUAAUUACGUGAAGUACAUUGAUGACUUCAGAGCUGCAAUCAACAGCUGGAAAAGUGUUUGGGGAACAUUAACUUGCUCUCCGAACCUAAAGAUAACACUGCAAAUGACCUACGAGUAUCUCCGCUUAUACAACAGUGCCUACGCAUUUCAAGCAACAGCAUUUCGCACGAUAUCUUCCAAAAAAAAGGACAGUUUAGGCCUUGAAGAGAGCGCUCUAGGUCUUGUCGGCGCUCUACCAGACGCAAGGUUUAUAUACGAAUCUGUCGACGCCGCCAAAUGCUUGCUUACAGUCGUAAACAACUUCAGCCAUCCUGAUACUAGCCUUCGCCAUUUUCCCAUGAGAUUUUCAUUGUAUUGUGUAAACGCGGCAGUUUUCCUGUACAAAGCUUGGUCUCUUGGUGUUUUAGGAUCCCAGGAGAAGGUAGGCGUUCGACGGAUGAUUAAAGAUUCCAUUUCACGACUACGGGCUGGAAGUGCACGGCCAGGCGAAUUUGGGUUACGAUACGCUCAACUGCUGGAACUAUUAUGGCUUCAAACAGAUGAAGAAGUGGCCCAACGGGAUGGAACAACCAUUUCUGUCACAGAUCCUCAUCCAGCAUUAAUGGUGCAACGACCGCCCAUUAACGCACCAGACGAAUUCUCAUGGCUUGAUCUACAAGCAGUAGGCGAGUUUUUGACCAGAGAGCCAGAUCCAAUAGAUUUGAACUUUAGCAACAAUAACGCACAGCAGUUUACCCAACCAUCAAGGCGCGGAAGCUUAUCUUGGAACGAUCUUGGUUGGCUAGAUGAUGAUUUGAAUCGAUUCUUUUAAACACGGAGAAUCUAUCCUCGAGCUUUCGCUCAAGUGGAAAGAAAGAAAGGACUAUAUUGUCCUAUCGCUAGGCCCUCAAUCAUGAUGCAUGAAACCUAAAGGGCGUUGUCCUCGUCGACGGGAUCGAAUGCUGUGGCAACAUGCUGCAAUUGUUGCCAUUUGCAAUCUGGAAAUAUCUCAUAGUAACUUGUAAUUAUUAAAGAUGGGAGUCUUCGAGGAAUAAAGUGCGGGCUCCGGAGGUGGGGAUGGCAGUUAUGGAGGCGAAGGUUGCCUGGAAGAGAAUCGAUGAUCAAUUAU